Molecule: messenger RNA, 3240 nt
Organism: Cyanidioschyzon merolae strain 10D
Lineage: Eukaryota; Rhodophyta; Bangiophyceae; Cyanidiales; Cyanidiaceae
Product: isoleucine--tRNA ligase
Exons: 1
Coding region: 1-3240 (1079 amino acids)
Biological process (GO): isoleucyl-tRNA aminoacylation
Cellular component (GO): cytosol
Molecular function (GO): isoleucine-tRNA ligase activity; ATP binding; aminoacyl-tRNA deacylase activity
Source: RefSeq, a predicted model, not a curated record
AUGUACACCAGGUUCGGUCAAUGCCUUGUCCCUGUGAACCAAGCAGGAGGCUGUUGUACGGCCGUGAGCCUCGGACACGGUGCGCACCAAAGGUUGACUUUGCAGCGCACUUCAAGGCAUAUGUUGGGCUUUUGUGUGUUGCCACAGUGGCGACUGAACGCCCGCGUUAGGAGUGCGUGUCGAUUGGUGCGGAACAAAGCCUUUCAGGCGCAUCAGCGAGUGGCGAGGUACAUGCUCCGUGUCUCGCACGCAUCUGUUACUACUCAGGGCGAGCAGUCCCCUUGGACUGCGAAAGACAAGAGCGUGAAGGAGGCAAACGACUCGCCGUAUAAGCAUACAGUUAGCCUACCUGAGACCAGCUUCUCUCAGAGAGCAAACUCAACUGAGAGGGAGCCGCAGAUCCAACGCUUCUGGGAGGAAAACCGCAUUUACGAAGGAUUGUACGAAGAUAACUCCAGGAACGCCGAAUUUUUGUUGCAUGACGGCCCACCGUACGCGAACGGGUCCCUCCAUAUGGGGCACGCUCUAAAUAAGAUACUUAAGGACAUUAUCAACCGCUAUUUCAUACUCUGCGGGAAGCGUGUCCGCUUUGUUCCCGGCUGGGAUUGCCAUGGCCUCCCCAUCGAGCUAAAAGCCGUGCAGUCGGCUAGGUCUAAUCAUCGGGAAGCACUUGAUCCAUUGCAGAUUCGACUGCUUGCGCGAAAGUUUGCCCUGGAGGCCAUCGAGGAACAACGGAAGGGUUUCAAGCGCUACGGUGUCUGGGGAACCUGGAAUGCGCCAUACUUAACAUUGGACCACCAGUACGAAGCCGCUCAGGUCCGUAUUUUUGGUGAGAUGUUUCUGAAAGGCUACAUUUAUCGUGGCAGAAAACCUGUGUACUGGAGUCCAAGCUCUCGCACAGCGUUGGCAGAGGCGGAGCUUGAAUAUCCGGACGUGCACGUUUCGCGAUCGGCGUACGUUGCUUUCGAGGUUGUAGACGCUGGGAAACUGCGUGGGAUUAUCAGUGAGCUCGAAUUCGAUUCGUUCAGAGUUGCAAUCUGGACGACCACGCCCUGGACGAUUCCCGCGAAUCGGGCUGUAGCGGUGAAUCCAAACCUGCCGUACAGUAUCGUGGCUCUCGAGGAUGAGCAAGGGAAGCCCUGCACGUUGCUUGUAGUAGCCCAAGACCUUGUGGAAACUCUUGAACAAAAGUUGCAUAGGCCUCUCUCUAACAAGAAGAUUGUACCUGGCUCUGAGUUAGUCGGUAUGACCUACAGGCACCCUUUGUAUCCAAUGGAGGUAUACCGCGUGGUUGCCGGUGGCGACUACAUCACGACCGAGAGCGGGACCGGCCUGGUGCACACCGCACCUGGGCACGGCCUAGAGGACUAUAACGUUGGAUUACGCGAAUCACUCGAAGUCUUUGCGCCUGUCGAUGAUGUCGGAAGAUUCACAUCAGAUGCUGGUCCCGAGCUCGCGGGGCUCCCUGUACUUCAAGAAGGUAAUGCUCGGGUUUUAGAAUUGCUGCGAUCGAGUAAUGCUCUGCUGCUCGAAGAAAAAUACGAGCACAAGUACCCGUAUGAUUGGAGAACGAGAGAGCCGACUAUCGUUCGUGCCACAGAGCAAUGGUUCGCCUCCGUGCGUCAGUUUCGUGACAAAGCACUGGAAGCGCUCCAGAGCGUCCAGUGGGUGCCACCUGCCGGAGAGAAUCGCAUCCGGGGAAUGAUCGAGUCUCGUGAUGAUUGGUGUAUAUCGAGACAGCGCCCGUGGGGAGUGCCAAUACCCGUCUUUUAUGAUGAAGACACCGGCGAAGCCGUCAUCAGUAUGGAAAUCAUCCAGUACGUGAGCGAAAUUUUUGCAAAACACGGAUCUGAUGCUUGGUGGACGCUUCCAAUUGAGCAGCUCCUUCCAGCGAGUAUCAUUCAGACGGGGCGGAGACUGCGUCGUGGCUUAGACACCAUGGAUGUCUGGUUUGAUUCGGGGAGCUCCUGGGCCUCACUCUCCAAAUCUCAUGGCGAAGGCUCCAGCUCGAGCUGGCUUCCGUCUGUGGUCGCAGAUCUUUACCUCGAGGGCAGCGAUCAGCAUCGGGGAUGGUUCCAGUCCUCGCUCUUGACAUCCGUUGCAGUUCGCGGCUAUGCUCCGUUUCGCGCGGUUCUCACGCACGGAUUCGUUUUAGAUGAGAAGGGGCUGAAGAUGUCCAAGUCGCUUGGUAAUGUGGUCGAUCCCUCGGAGAUCAUCAACGGCGGGCAAAACCAGAAAAAGCAACCUGCCCUCGGCGCGGACGUGCUCCGCCUCUGGGUCGCCAGUGUUGAUUACAUGAGUGAUGUGCUGAUUGGUCCAACGAUUUUGAAGCAAACUGCUGACGCUUACAGGAAGAUCCGAAAUACACUGCGCUUCCUGGCCGGCAACGUUCCACGAUGGGAUGAAACGUGCCCUGUGAGCGUGAAUGCUUUGAACGAUGCAAAUCUACCUUCACUGGACCGCUAUAUACUGCGUCGCGCUGCAGCAGUGUUGAAGGAUAUUGAGGACGCGUACAAGAACUUCACGUUCAACAGAAUAUUUCAGAGCGUCCUGCGUUUCUGUGUCGCUGACUUGAGCAAUUUCUAUCUAGAUAUUGCCAAAGAUCGCUGCUACGUUGCCGCUCCGGAUGAACCACGUCGCCAAACUUGCCAAGCAACAAUGUGGGCGAUCUUAAUGGAUAUGGCACGAGCGUUGGCACCCAUUCUACCGCACACCGUCGAGGACCUGUGGCAAUGCCUACGCAAAGAUGGCAAGUUGCCCUCUGGAGCGCCGAUUAGUAUUUUCCAAAAUGGUUGGUAUUCUUAUGUGCCACAGAUUCUCUCAGACGAGUAUGAGGACAAAAAAUGGACCAUCGUUCGAGAAGUUCGCGAACUUGUGAAUAAGGCACUUGAAACAGCUCGCACAAACGGGCUAAUAGGAUCGUCGUUGGAGGCACGUGUCAUCAUAUAUCCGCAUGCACGGCACGUAGAGGAGGCGCUUACAAGCUUUGAUCCCUCAAAUGGGGUUGAUGAUUUGCGAUACUUCUUUAUCACGUCCCAAGUUGACGUCGUCCGUUGCUCUGGGAAUGGGGAGUCUCCAGGCGCUGCUAGCGAGACCCACGUCGAGGUACAAAAAGCGUACGGUUCGAAAUGUGCUCGCUGUUGGAAUUUCUCCGAAACUGUGGGUGCACUUCAUGAGCAUUCACAAGUAUGUGAGCGCUGCGUGCGUUCCCUCAAGCACCUGGGCGUCGAGCGGGUUUAG